Molecule: messenger RNA, 1525 nt
Organism: Vicia villosa (hairy vetch)
Lineage: Eukaryota; Viridiplantae; Streptophyta; Magnoliopsida; Fabales; Fabaceae
Product: formyltetrahydrofolate deformylase 1, mitochondrial-like
Exons: 8
Coding region: 67-1044 (325 amino acids)
Biological process (GO): 'de novo' IMP biosynthetic process
Molecular function (GO): formyltetrahydrofolate deformylase activity
Source: RefSeq, a predicted model, not a curated record
UUGUAAUACUUGAUCCUCUUCAAUCAUGUAGUGUAUCAUCUUGUGGUUCAGAGAGAUAAAGAAAAAAUGGGCAUGUUUGUAAGAAGAGUAUCCCAAGUUUUGGGAUUAACCAACAACACCAAGAUCAGGAACAUCUCAUUCCAAUCCCUAGAUCCACCAUUACCAUUACCAUCACCUUCACUCUGCCAUGGAAUCCAUGUUUUUCAUUGCCCUGAUACUGUUGGAAUUGUUGCAAAGUUAUCUGAUUGUAUUGCUUCUAGAGGUGGAAACAUUUUAGCUGCGGAUGUUUUUGUUCCUCAGAAUAAACAUGUCUUUUACUCUAGAAGUGAUUUUGUUUUUGAUCCUCUUAAAUGGCCACGGAUGCAGAUGGAGGAAGAUUUCCUAAAGCUUUCACAGGCAUUCAAUGCAACGAGAUCUGUCGUGAGAGUACCGGCUCUAGAUGCUAAAUAUAAAAUAGCCGUUCUUGCAUCAAAGCAGGACCACUGCUUGGUUGAUUUAUUACAUGGAUGGCAGGACGGAAGACUUCCGGUGGAUAUCACUUGUGUAAUUAGUAACCAUCAUAGAGAUUCAAACACACACGUGAUUCGUUUUCUUGAAAGGCACGGUAUUCCAUAUCAUUGUUUGAACAUGACCAAAGAAAAUAAAAGAGAAAACGAGAUAUUAGAGCUUGUUCAGAACACUGAUUUUUUAGUACUUGCAAGAUAUAUGCAGAUACUAUCAGGAAACUUCCUUAGGAGCUACGGUAACGACGUAAUUAACAUUCACCAUGGUUUGUUGCCAUCAUUCAAGGGUGGUCAUCCAUCUAAACAGGCCUUUGAGGCUGGUGUGAAAUUAAUCGGUGCAACAAGUCACUUUGUGACCGAAGAACUUGAUGCCGGCCCUAUAAUUGAACAAAUGGUUGAGAGAGUUUCACACAGAGAUAACUUGCAGAGCUUUGUGCAGAAAUCAGAAAAUCUCGAGAAACAAUGUCUUUCUAAGGCUAUAAGAUCUUAUUGUGAACUCAGAGUAUUACCUUAUGAAGGCAAGAAAACUGUUGUAUUUUGAGGAAAAACAACAAAUAGCUAAACAUAAUGCACACCAAAAUUUUGGGGUGUAUCUGUAUUUACAUUCAAUCAUUUACUUAUAAAAUUCAAAUAAUGUUCCAUUUUACUUUAACUGCAAAAGAUGAGGAUAAAUAGGACUCAAUUUGAUUCAUUUGGUUCUUGUCACAUUGAUAAUGUAAUGAAUUGAAUCAGAAGCUCCAAUACAUUGUUCUCUGAAAAUGGAUUCCUUGCAGUCAGUUUUGUAAAGCAAUCACACUGUCGUGAUGUUCGUGGUCAUCCAAUCUUGAUCGGACCGUCUAUAAAAGAUACAUUCAAAUUUCAUUUAAUAAUUUAAUGUAUACAUUCCUAUAAUCGCAACCAUUUUGAUUAGACAGUUAUCAAUUCAUGAAAAAUCUUUACAUUAAGCAUUUUUUAACGAUAUAUUUGAAACUUCUCUUAAUCAAAAUUCACGUCGCAAUGUGCAUUGCAAUCCUCACAACCGC